GAUGUCUUAAUUCCUGCACAAUUCACAUAAAUCAGGCUAAUCUCACAGAUAUGUUGUCUAGACAUAUAUUUAUUUACUCAGUUUUCUAUUGUCUCUAUAGUAUUCUUAUCAGAAUGCUUGUGUACUUUGUAUUACACAAGAAUAGGAAGUUGAGUUAUACAUUUGGAUACAGUCCCUCAACGAGUGCUGAUUUAACUGUGGUAAUAAUGGCCCUGUAGAAAGAAUUCUUACCACUAAAUGCUUUUUAUCAGCACUCUAAUGGGAUGUCUGGUCUCAUAAUAGGGUGAAUUGGGCUGAAUUGUGGUGACAUUCUGUGUGGGAGUAGACUUAUAUGGGAGGUCUGACUGGGCUGUGGUGGGCCCAGGCAGGAGACAGACUUCUCAUCUCCACAGGAAGUCUGUUCUGUCUGUCUUCCUUGCUGAACAGAUGAGGGGCCGGGAUGGUACCCUACAUUCUCAGGAAUUUGUUCUUUAGAUAAUGUUCCAAAAACUUUGCAAAUAACAGAGUUGGCGAUAAAGAAAGCACAUGUGGAUUCUUCAAUCCUACCGCAUUGUAUGUACUUUAUUCUUUAUUGGCAUAGUUGCAGCAGUGUUUUUGGAACUGGUUCUAAACAACUAAAUAACAUGUUCCUGAAAAUAUAACCUAUUCUAAUGACCAUCCCGAGAGGAGAAGGGCCAUUAGUUGAGGGCCCGAGGCACAGCCAAUGUUCCUCCCAGCAGGGAGACAUCCAAGAGUAGGAGAAACGGGGUACAGUGUUAGAGGAGGAGGCAGCGUUGGCUGUCUCCAGCCCCUAAGGUUAACAGGAUCUUGUCCUGAAGGUCGCUGGGGUGCUCCACAAGGCCACUGGAGACAAUAUCCUGGGUAUUACCGGAAACGACUAAGAAUAGAGAGCAAGGUGGUUGUCGUGCUUUUGGUUUGUGUUUGGACCAGACGAGCCAAAACGGAAGAUAUUUCUAUAGAAGUGUUACGGUUGUGAAGAUAAUGUUCUGGAAGGGAGUGGCACGUGAGGGGAGGGGGGAGGGCACAUUAUAUUUUGAUUUGAUUUUGAUGGUAAAAUGUCUGAGGUUUCUCAGCCUGUCCGUUAUAGAACUUUUCAAGAUUUUGAGUUGUAGGCCUAGCACCUAAAUAGAGAAGACAUAUUUUGUAAGCUUUUCACAAAUGGAGGCUUAAUGUUCUACUGUAUUUUAUUCCAGAUUUUGUUAGUCUUAUUUAUUUUAAAAUAUGUGAUACUGGGCAUAUAGGAUAGACUACCUACACUACAAAAUAAAUGUACUCAUACGUGUUAUUCGAUCAUUUCAACCAAACUGCUUGCACGCGGCAACAGGCGUCUCCAUAGCCAGCCGCUAAAAUAGAACUUGGUUCUAUUUGAGAUGCUUGAUGCGCUCCAAGUCAAGCUUCUCCCAUCUACUCAUUGGUUUUCACGAGCAUACUAACCCACGUGGGUGAUUGGAAUAUGAACGAGGAGAGACUAAUCAAAGAAAACAAACUAAAUAGGUUUCUCAAAUAGUCACCUAAAAAGAAUCCACCUAAAAAGGACCUAAUGUGUUUCAGGUAAAAUAACAACCCAAUGUUUAUCUCCCAGGACAAAUUAGCUCUCUAAAUGUCCAUUAAUGUUUCAUGUGUGCUUUGACCUCUCCCAAAAUUAAUAUAGUUGGUUUUGGUGUUUUAACCUCUGUGUCAUUCAUGCGUCUCGUGGGGAAAGACAAUCAACAUAUGCACGAUGGCACACACGGGGCCAGUUUGAUCAAGGUGUCAGUGUUUCUAUCUUUAUAAUUGAAGUGAUUUACAAGGUGGACCACACUUAAAUGACUAAUCUAACCGCUUAUAAAUUAGAUUACUGCUAAACUGACUUUGGUCUUCUGAGACAACGUGUGUGUUUGCCGGGGUAAUAAAAAUGCUGUCCAAUACCUGCCCUAUGAGAGUUAGAUUAAUUGGACCUGCUUGACAGUGGUGAAAUCAAUAGCAAAGCAAACUCCAGUGUAAUGCAUCAGAGAUUCAGGUGUUAGACCAUGCACGUGAUUGUCAGUCUUUUUUUCAUUUCAUUGCUACACCUUUCAAAUUAAUCAUUUGGUAUUUUCUGAUGGAUGACCUAUCAUGAUGCCAUUGAUUUAUGUUGCUGCCAAUACAGGCUAUGUAGUACACAUCACAUUCAUUCAACGUAGAAUGCUUGUCUUUUCUUUUUUUCUUAUAAUGCCAGAGGCAAGCUAUGGUAGACUUCGUUGAUUUUGAGUGUUAAAUGGCUUAAAGAAUGUAGCCUGUUAUUAAUUGCAGUAGCUAAUCUGUGUUCCAUAUGCCCAUACCAUUUUUUUUAUGGCAUAAUUGGCUCUUUCCAUAUUUUUGUUAUUGUAUUUCAAAUUGGAGGUGGAGCCCACCAUUAUAAAUGGCAAGUAUUUCAGAAAAUGUUUUGCUAUUCUGUAAUUUGAUCAUAAGAACUUGAAAAAAAUUCAUACUUGUGUUCUAUCUAGAACAUUAGGCGAGUACGGACGUCAACUGUCAUUUUUCAAGUGCGAUUCCAAACGGACAGAUAGCAACUGAUGCGUAAAUUUUACUCCAUGGCAUUGGCUUGGCAGGACAAAAGUCAUGCCCGAUGGUUUGGAGGUAAACCAUGAUCCCCAUCACUGAGCUGCGUUACUUCGUAGACUGUCAGCCUGCCUACCGUAUCCUGAAGCCAUGGUGGGACGUCUUCACCGACUACAUCUCUAUCGUCAUGCUCAUGAUCGCCGUGUUCGGCGGCACGCUGCAGGUCACUCAGGACAAGAUGAUCUGCCUGCCCUGCAAGUGGGUGGUCAACCAGACCUGCAGGAGGUAUUUCAAUGCCACCCUGUCGGCCCCGCUGAUGUUGGAGCCCAAAGGGAUCCAAUACAACCUGGACCGCCACCAGUACAACUACGUAGACGCCGUCUGCUACGAGAACCGCCUGCACUGGUUCGCCAAGUACUUCCCCUACCUGGUGCUACUGCACACGCUUAUCUUCCUGGCUUGCAGUAACUUCUGGUUCAAGUUCCCCCGGACUAGCUCCAAACUGGAGCACUUUGUGUCAAUUCUCCUGAAGUGUUUUGACUCUCCCUGGACCACCAGGGCUCUGUCUGAGACGGUGGUGGAGGAGAGCGACCCCAAGCCGAUGAAGAUGAAUGGCUCAAUGGAUAAGAAAGUGUCGUGUAUCAGCGAGGAUGUGGAGGCUAGCGUCCCCAUGCUCCAAAGGACAAAGUCUCGCCUGGAGCAGGGUAUUGUGGAUCGCACAGAGACUGGCGUCCUGGAUAAGAAAGAAGGUGAACAGGCAAAGGCCUUGUUUGAAAAAGUGAAGAAGUUCCGCAUACACGUGGAAGAAGGAGACAUUGUGUACAGGCUUUACAUCCGACAGACUAUUAUCAAAGUCAUUAAGUUCAUUUUGAUUAUCUGCUAUACAGGGUAUUAUGUGCACAAUAUUCAGUUCAGCGUGGACUGUAGUGUGGAUCUAGAGGACCUCACGGGGUAUAGCAUGUAUCGUUGUGCUCAUCCUCUGGCCACGCUGUUUAAGAUCCUAGCUUGUGUCUACAUCAGCUUAGUGGGGGUUUAUGGAUUCAUUUGCAUGUAUACCCUCUGUUGGAUGCUGCGGCGCUCGCUGAAGAAAUACUCCUUUGAGUCGAUACGAGAGGAGAGCAGUUACAGCGACAUACCGGACGUAAAGAACGACUUUGCUUUCAUGCUGCACAUGAUCGACCAGUACGAUCCCCUGUACUCGAAACGCUUUGCCGUCUUCCUGUCUGAAGUGAGCGAGAACAAGCUGCGGCAGCUCAACCUGAACAAUGAGUGGACUCUGGACAAACUGAGGCAGAGGAUCACCAAGAACUCCCAGGAGAAGCUAGAGCUGCACCUGUUCAUGCUGAGCGGCAUCCCAGACACCGUGUUUGAUCUGAUAGAGCUGGAGGUGCUGAAGCUGGAGCUCAUCCCAGACAUCACCAUCCCUCCCAUCAUCGCCCAGCUGGUCAACCUGAAGGAGAUGUGGCUAUACCACACCCCGGCUAAGAUCGAGGCUCCGGCCCUGGCCUUCCUCAGGGAGAACCUCAAGUCCCUCCACAUCAAAUUCACAGACAUCAAGGAGAUCCCUCUGUGGAUCUAUAGUUUGAAGAACCUGAGCGAGCUGCACUUGACGGGGAACCUGAGCGCAGAGAACAAUCGAUAUAUUGUUAUUGAUGGGCUACGGGAGCUGAAGAGGCUCAAGGUCCUCCGGCUAAAGAGCAACUUGACCAAGCUACCUCAGGUGGUGACGGAUGUGGGGGUGCACCUCCAGAAGCUCUCAGUUAACAACGAGGGCACCAAGCUGAUGGUUCUCAACAGCCUGAAGAAGAUGGUGAACCUGACAGAACUGGAGCUGAUACGUUGUGAUCUGGAACGCAUCCCACACUCUAUCUUCAGCCUGCACAACCUGCAGGAGAUUGACCUCAAGGACAACAAUCUGAAGACUAUCGAGGAGAUCAUCAGCUUCCAGCACCUGCACCGUCUGGUCUGCCUUAAACUCUGGUACAACCAGAUUGCCUACAUUCCCAUCCAGAUCGGCACCCUCAACAACAUGGAGAGGCUCUAUCUGAACAGGAACAAGAUUGAUAACAUCCCCAGUCAGCUUUUCUAUUGUCGUAAGCUACGCUUCCUGGACCUGAGCCAUAACAACCUCACCUACAUCCCAGCAGAUGUGGGCUACCUGCAGAACCUCCAGUACCUGGCAGUCACAGCCAACAGAAUUGAGACCCUGCCCAAUGAGCUGUUCCAGUGUAAGAAGCUCCGUACUCUGAACCUGGGGAAUAACUGCCUGACGUCUCUGCCAUCACGCUUCGGGGAGCUGACGGGGCUGAUCCAGCUGGAGCUGAGGGGUAACAGGCUGGAAUGUCUGCCCGUAGAGCUGGGGGAGUGCAAGCAGCUGAAGAGGACGGGCCUGGUGGUGGAGGAGGACCUCUUCAACACCCUGCCCACCGAGGUGAAGGAGCAGCUGUGGAAGGUGGACAAGGAGACGGCCUGAACAGAUGGGGGUUGGAGGUGGAUGUUCACUCCGUUGAAACAGCCAGGGCCCCUGGAGGGCUGGGGAGGACUACACAGACCCAGACAGCACGCUAACCGAGCAGGACCUGCUCACUUUGACUGUACUCUACUGCAGUGUUAAGUUUUACAAGACGUGUGUGGAUUGAAUGAGAUCAGAUGUGUUGCAUAUGAGAUUGCAAAAUGCAAAUGCAAUAUUCCUGUAAGAGAAAGGACUUAAAUAAUUAGCCAGCAGAUGCAUUUUCUGGUGGGCAGUGUUAUUGUCAUUCAGACAGGGUAUAUUAUCCUGUCAUAUCGUAUCGUAACCCAUUUAUAUAACACAAUGCAGUAGACUACCCGUGAUCCAGAUUCUCUAGGGUGCUACGGGAUGUUUGGAGAUUUACGGGAACGGGGCUAUGGGGAAACAUGGGGGAAGGCCUCAGGGCCAUGCUUUUUACAUUUCAGGUGUAGGGAGGGUUUAGUAUUAUUUAUUUUUUAUCGAGUCCUGUAAUUGAUCAAAUGAUGUUUUCUCGGUUUUAGAAUGACUUGCUUACUAUAUAACGAUGUGUGCCCAAUGCUGCCCCAAAACCCUUAUUCUCCUCUGGGCACCCAAUUUCAAGUGACCUAUAGUCUAUUUGCUGUGAUCCCAAUCAAAUGAUCCAUUGCUUAUAGGCCUAGGCUAUACGAAGUGCAUGCUUGGAGAAGCACAAGGCAAAGUUAUAUUUGUAAGAAAAUGAACUUCCUGAAUGUUUUUCGCUGUUCUGAUGGUGUAGAUUAAACUAGACUACACUGCAAUGGAUAUUCCAGUCAAGAACCCUGCCCUGCUCUUGCUGACCAAAACCUGUUUGUGCUAUCUAACCAAUGGCUGUGCAAUGUGGCAGUUCAGGAGGUGAGUCAGAUAUCUUCUGAAAAUAAUUUUUUAUUCCGGAUAAUUUGAGUAGGCCUAAUUAAUUUCAAGUCUUCAUUUUAAUUUGACUUUACUAACAAGAGGGCUUUGUGUUGGAGCCUAUUUCUUCCUAUUUAAGAAAAAGAGGUAGGCCUACCUGUUUGACAGAUGAAAUCAUAGGAUGUUAUAAACAGAUUUUUCUCGGCCAGUUCCUCCACCAACCAUGCACUCUUUAAAAGCAUCUGUCAGUGAAGGACAAAACAUGUCAUCCCUUGACCCACCUAGACCCCUGGGUGUGUUAAGUGAAAACCACGUCUUGAAUUGAGGGGGUAUGUGAGAGUAUGCCAUACCUUUUGUUAAAGAAAAUGGCAAAAAGCAUAGACCUACCCUUUAUUUUUAAGAAAAUAAAACGGACCCUAUUAUAUAAAGCAAUCUAUAAUGGUGCUUUAGUCGGUGAUGCUUUAUGCUAGAAUCGAGCUGUAAAAUACAUGGGAAGGGCGAGACUCCGAUGCAUAUGGGGACGUAUUUGGUUUGUCUCUGACAUUGAGGCUGAGCUACAACCUUCUAUAGCCGACGAGACAAAAAGAAAAUGGACUUUGCUUGGGAAGUAAUCUAAUAUGUGUGAUUCUGUCGCUAUCAAUUGAGCUAUUAAUUUUCUGUAAAAUGUUUAAACUCCAACAGCUUUUAGGGAGGUAUGCAAGGUCAAUGCAUUCCUCUGACACAGCAAAACACAUGAAUAAGAGGAGCCUGCUUGUCAUCAGAAACGUGGAUUAUAACACAGCUGCAAUGAGCAUUACUAUGGAUGAAGACAAGAUUAACAAAAUAUGGUCUUUUUACAAAAGUACAACAAAUGCAUCAUAGGAAUGAUAGCUGGCUAUCGCUAUGUAAACCUGGAAUUGUAUGUCAAUCACUAACUGCUACAGUACUACCUUUGCUCCUUCUAGCCAAAGGUUAAUACAGUAUGAUCCCCGAAAAAGGGAUUAUUUUAAAUAGGCAGUGCAUGGACAUUUUCACAUGUCAGUUAAUGGGAGGAGAGAUGUGAAUAAAAAGUCAAGAAGAUUUAAAGGGAUUUAUUAAACAUAUAUAUUGCACUAGAUGGAUGAAAUCAUCUUAUCUACAGUAAGAGGAUAGUCUUGUAUUACACCGUCAGACAAAUGCACAAAAAGCACAGUGUAGGCUAUUUAUGUUAUUGGAGGUUAUGAUGAAAUGCAAAUGUCCUCAGCAAUGCUGGCGUAGACAAUCAACUCUAUUUUCAUGGUGUAUUUUCAGUGACAUUAUGCAUGUUAUAAUGGAAUUAUGUACAUAUUAAUGCUAGAUUACAUAGAAAGUGAGACAAGACUAACAGUAAAGACCAGAUUAAGCCUAGUCCAGGACUAAAAAACAUUCUCCGUCUCAAUGGAAAUUCGAAUUUGAAAGAGGUUUUUAUUCCAUGACGAGGCUGAAUCUGUCUAGGAAACCGACCCUAGAUGAGUCCUGCCCAUCAUCAAGCGUGGGGUGUCUUGAAGAAACUGUCCCCUUAUGUCCUGUGCAAUGCAGUUUUCAAUAUGGAAACUGCAUUUGAUGCACGGGGUGUUUGUUGAAGUCUGAAUCAAUGUGUAAUCCCAAGGAAACCCAUUUGAAUUUUUUUUAAAUCUACUCUCACUCACUAAAUCAAUCUUAUUGAAGCCACUAUUUUUAGGUAGUUUUAUUGAGUGGUAAAAUGAAAUGCAAGCAAUACUUCAUGAUAUUAAUUUGAAGAACAGUCGCACUUAGACAUUCCAUUUUUCUUCAGUGUUGACAGCUAUUAGUACAGUACACCAAAACCUCAGGAAAUUGCCAUUCAAUUUUAUCCUCCUUUUGUUGACAUUUUUGUUUAUUCCACUCAGUAUUUUGAUGUUAAUUUAACAGUUGUUAUACCACACAUUUUUAUAUUUCUAUACUUUUAAAAAUGUUUUCUGGUUUUUAUUAGCAUUUAAUAUAAUAUGAAUUGCUGGUUCGAAAUUGUCGAACUUUUAAUAAAAUAAAUCUGAAAUCAUACAUCACAUGGGGCAAUUCAUUUCUAUGUCUUCUGUUAGUUACAUUCUGAAACACCGAUUUAACAAUGUUCAAGGUUUCUUUUGGUUCUCACUUGAAUUAAGAGUAUGGAAGGAAAGUAUGUUCUGUUUUUAAUCUUAUUUUUCAUCCUUUCCAACAUGUCAUUUUGACACUUGUUUUUAAAUCUCAUUACUUUGACUGACAACCCCAGUUUAACUUUUCAUUCAGACACAGUGACUAGCAGUCAGUAGUGUAGCACCAGUAUUACAUUUAUAAAAAAUAAAAAAAUAUCAGCACUUUUGGACAAUAACUUUGCUAUUUUGUUUAAAUGACAUGAAUGUUGUGAACUGUGUCUCAUGCUAAUUAUCCCCUUAAGCAUUAUCACCAUUCCCCUCCUUUACUCUUUCAUUCCUGUUAUGAAAUUAUAGUAUAAUAAAUUUAAUUAUGCACAUA
Oncorhynchus kisutch (coho salmon) is the source of this 8341-nucleotide messenger RNA. RefSeq names its product leucine rich repeat containing 8 VRAC subunit Ab (gene lrrc8ab). The transcript has 8 exons. NCBI's taxonomy places the organism in Eukaryota, Metazoa, Chordata, Actinopteri, Salmoniformes, Salmonidae. The coding region runs from base 2606 to 4993 and encodes 795 amino acids. Gene Ontology annotation, molecular function: protein binding. The record is from RefSeq and is a predicted model, not a curated record. Gene Ontology annotation, cellular component: cytoplasm.